CGCGGCCUCAUAUGAAUCACAUCUGCGCAGACGGCGCGAGUCAGUACUGAGACUUUGAGUGGAGAAUAACGGGACUGCGCAUCACUUUUAACAUCACGACAUUCUUACGUUUGGCGAGGUUGUGGCGAUUUGACGUCGUACUUGGAUUUAUUUAUAUGCAGCUGGCGUUUUUCGGUUCUCAUGGAGCUAAAAACGAUCUUACUUUUGACUUUAGCUGCGCAUACAUGCACUGCAGCCAUCUUUAACGAUAGCUCGAAAGAUGGACCAUCUCGUUCUGAACCCAUUCAACGUAACAUGACCAGAAAUCCCCAAAAAGCGCCCUCUGGACGCAGCUUCGCUGUCUAUGAAACUCAGACCUAUGAGCCAAUCGACUACAUUGAUCCUCCAGAUGAGAAGCCGAACGAUUCCUUCAUUGAUAAAAAUACCCGACAAGGAAGAAGGUAUUCAGGUAUAGCUGUUAGAGUCAAUGGCAACGGUCGACUUCUAUGCAAUGGCAGUAAUCUGACUGCAAUGAAUUGCAACAGGACUAAGAUGUAUUCCAUCUCAGAAGAUGCUGUGCUCUUUCUGAAGGGCCCACUGGUCACACGUGUCAUGCCGUCGUUCUAUAUCCUUAUCUUCAUUAUUGGUUUGCCUCUAAACGCGUUGGCCCUGCUGACGUUCACCUGUAAGAUUAAAGUAAAGAAACCGGCUGUGAUCUACAUGUCAAACCUGGCGUGUGUGGAUCUGCUCUUCACCCUGCUGCUGCCUCUGAAGAUCCACUAUCACCUGAACGGAUCUCAUUGGGUGUUUGGUGAGGCGGCGUGUCGUGUGCUGACCUCUGCUUUCUACUGCUACAUGUACUGCUCCAUACUGCUGAUGAUGUGCAUGAGUGUGGACCGGCUGGUGGCCGUGGUGUUCCCCCUUGCCUCUCUGACCUGGCGGAAAAAGAGUUAUUCUGUGUACGUGUGUGCGCUAGUCUGGGUGCUGGCACUCGCUGGCACUGUGCCACUUCUCUCCGUAACGCAAACGUUCAACAUCAAGCAUUUGGGCGUCACUUGCCACGACGCUUUGCUCUACGAGAACGCUGCAGAUCAGACAUAUGUGUACCAGUUCUCCAUCCUCAUCUGCAUUUACUAUUUUUUACCACUGGUCGUCACUCUGGCGUGCUAUUCUACCAUUAUACAUGUUCUCAGUGCCAAGUCUGGUCGCUUAGCAACAUCAUCAUCAUCAACCUUAAACAAUCGAAGGAGAGCUGUGAUCAUGAUCAUCGCCGUGCUGACAGAGUUUGUGGUUUGUUUUGCACCGACCAAUGGAAUCCUGUUGUAUCACUGUGUUCUUCUGGCCACAGGAGGUGUCGUCGGGGAGGGAAACACAUCAUAUAUGGCUUACAUGUUGGCUCUGUGUGCGGGCAGCUCGAGUGUUUUUCUGGACCCUCUGCUGUACUACUACGGGUCGUCUCAGUGCAGACAGAAAAUCAACUCUUGGUUUUGGUGGAAGAAGAAAAAAAGCUCAUUAUCAAACUCAUACAGUCUGACAAAAUCUUCUCACAUGAGCUGUGAGUACAGCCAAGCUCACAUUAAGGUGUGAAUUGUUUAGAAAUAAGGCUAAGGAAAUACUUUGGAUAUUUUUGUAUACUUUGGAUUAUCCAACAAGAUGCUGAAUUGUAGAUCUGCUUUUAAAUGUAUUCAAAUCAGUUAAAAUCAACACACAUUAAUGAUUUGAAAUGCCAUCUAAAGAAAUUUGCAUUAUUUACAUCAGUUCAGAUUUCAUGCGUAAGCUUUUAUUGUAUAAAGUACCAUGGUGGAAGAAUACACAAUCUCCCAGAAUUCUCUAAAUUACCCCAAAGCCUUUAAAUACACAGUCAGACAACAUAAAGCAGAAUUACAUGAAAACUGCAGGAAACCUUAAAGAUCUUUCUGUUAUUUCCCAUUUAUUUUGACCUUAGUUUUUGAAUAAUUAAAUAUACUAAAUAUUGUCUUAGUGAAAGUGUGCAAAAAGGAUAUUUGAUGCAUCUUUUCCUAGAUUAUAUUUUACAAUAAUAAUAUUAUAUUUUAAUUGAACACACACACAUAUAUAGAGAGGGAGAGAGAGAAAGAGAGGGGAAUAUACAUAUUUGUAUAUACAGUAGAUAGAUAUUUCUGUCACAAUGUCAUUUUAAUGUGCUACUAAGUUAAUGUAAAUCAGACAUUUUUUUAUAACAUUAGAUUUAUUCCUUAUAAAACACAAUGCAAUGUUGGUUAACCUGUCUUGAACGACAGUAUAAUUUAUUCAUGUCUAUUUUCCAACCUUUUUUAAACCUGUUAAAUGCAAUUUUUAGACUUGCAUAUGUAAAUGUUCCGUAAAAAAAUACAAACAAAGAGAAGAAUGAAUAAAGAUAUGAAUGGAUACAAUGGAAUAAAUAUGAAUAAAGAUAGAGAUGCAGUAAAAACUUGUAUAAACCCAAAGAGGCCAGUUUUUUUUUUUGUUUAAAGAAUUAAAAAUGUUAAAAUUAAACUGUUGCUUGGCCUAUAAUAUGUUGAUUUCAAUGUGUAUUAUAGCACACAAACACAUUACAUUGUUAAUUUUAAACAAUAAACUUGGCUUUUACUUGCUUACUGUACAUGUCCACCCAACAAACCUCAAUGACAGAUUUG
Messenger RNA from Triplophysa rosa, 2612 nucleotides. Its product is annotated as proteinase-activated receptor 1. The transcript has 4 exons. Bases 181 to 1566 code for a protein of 461 amino acids. Gene Ontology annotation, biological process: thrombin-activated receptor signaling pathway; positive regulation of blood coagulation; phospholipase C-activating G protein-coupled receptor signaling pathway. The record is from RefSeq and is a predicted model, not a curated record. Gene Ontology annotation, cellular component: membrane. Lineage: Eukaryota; Metazoa; Chordata; Actinopteri; Cypriniformes; Nemacheilidae. Gene Ontology annotation, molecular function: thrombin-activated receptor activity.